AUGCCACCAGACAACCCGAACAAGCUGCUCCCAGCCCUGCACCACGCUCUCUCCGGGUCGACGGGCACACUCAUCUCAACAUGCGUUCUGUAUCCUCUGUCGCUAGUCAUCACACGCCUGCAAGUCCAGCGCCAGCUCCGUCGCGAGGGCAAACUCGCGCCAGCUCCUCCUACUCAUCCCUCCGCUCCAGCAGACGCAGAACAGCAACAGCAACCACCACAACAAGAUCCCAAUCCAGCAGGUCCACGUGGACGGCCACAACAACAACAGCAACCAGAUCAACCGCAGCAACAAUCCCGGCAGCACCCGCAAGAGUACGCCGGCAUCGCCGACGCCUUUUCGCGGAUCUGGAGGUCCGAUGGCGAUGGCGGGCCGAGAGCGUUCUAUACUGGCCUGGCCCAAGAUGCAGCCAAAUCUGUCUUGGACUCUUUCCUCUUUUUUCUAUUCUAUGAGUGGUUCCGCAGCGUACGCCUGAGCUCGGGCCGGAAGAGGGGGCUCCAGGGCCGGGGGCUCGGCGUGCUGGAGGAGCUGGCCGUCGGCACGGCGGCGGGCGCCUGCUCGCGGGCCUUGACCACGCCCAUCGCCAACAUCGUCACCCGCAAGCAGACGCUGACCCUGAUGGACGCGGGCGCGACGUCGUCGAGUGAGAUCAGCGUCCGCGAGAUCGCCGACGGCAUCCUGCGAGAGAAGGGCAUCGCGGGCUUCUGGUCCGGCUACUCGGCUAGCCUGGUCUUGACGCUGAACCCGAGCAUCACGUUUUUCCUGCAGGACUUCCUGAAGAAGAGCGUCGUGACCGACGACAGAUACGACGACCCGGGGCCGCGGCUGACGUUCCUGCUCGCGGCAACGAGUAAGGCCGUCUCCAGCCUGAUCACGUACCCCUUCCAGAUAGCCAAGACAAGGCUGCAGGCCGGUGUGCCCAUCGAACCGGAACCGCAGGAGGGUGGAGCCGACGAAGAGUCGGAAGAGGGUGUACCCCAGAGCGAAAAGGGGCCAGCGCAAGAAGAAGGAGGCGACGACGUCGACAAGGAGGUGGAGCUGAAACUGAAGGGCGUCCGCGCCGUCCAGCAAUUCGCCAAGCAGAGCGUCUUCGGAAUCGUAGCGCAGAUCGUGCGGACCGAAGGCGUCGGCUCACUGUACGAUGGCAUCCACGGGGAACUGCUGAAGGGGUUCUUCAGCCACGGCACCACCAUGGUCUCCAAAGGCCUCGUCCAUAAACUGCUGUUCAAGUUUUAUCUGUUCGCCCUGGGUAUCCUGGCCGAGUUGCGGCAACGGCGGGCGAGGACGAGGGCGGGGGCAGCGGGCGGAACGCAGGAGCUCCCCAUCGCACUGCGGUAUCGCAUCGACAGGAGUCAAGUCGGCAAGAGAGGGAAUACUAGUGCGCUGGACUAUGGAUUGAACGUCGUGGCGAACCUGGUCGAUGGGACGCAAAGGGGAGUUGGUAAGGAUUGA
Messenger RNA from Anthostomella pinea, 1452 nucleotides. The record is from the annotation of a GenBank genome assembly. Lineage: Eukaryota; Fungi; Ascomycota; Sordariomycetes; Xylariales; Xylariaceae.